This is a messenger RNA of Tribolium castaneum (red flour beetle), 1058 nucleotides long. RefSeq names its product cleavage and polyadenylation specificity factor subunit 4-like. The record is from RefSeq and is a predicted model, not a curated record. Gene Ontology annotation, molecular function: zinc ion binding; RNA binding. NCBI's taxonomy places the organism in Eukaryota, Metazoa, Arthropoda, Insecta, Coleoptera, Tenebrionidae.
CCAAUCCAGACCAGUGACCACACUGGUGGCAGGACUAUAUGUCAAAUUGUCAAAUAGUUAAUUUUUGUUGUGGUUAAAAUAAAAAGUGUUGUUUUCAUUUUAUGCAAUAUUAAACUAUAAUUAUCAAAAUGGAGUGCAUUGUGGCCAACGUGGACCACAUAAAAUUCGACAUUGAAGUGGCUCUAGAUGAGCAAUUCGGCGCUUUGCCCUUACCAUUUCCCGGAAUGGACAAAUCAAUUGCGGCCGUUUGUCAGUUUUACACUUCAAUACAAGGCUGUCAAAAGGGCCCCCAAUGCCCGUUUCGUCACGUGCGAGGCGACCGAACCAUUGUGUGCAAACACUGGCUGAGAGGUCUUUGCAAGAAAGGCGACCAGUGCGAGUUACACGAGUAUGACAUGACGAAAAUGCCCGAGUGUUACUUCUAUUCGAGAUUUAACGCUUGUCACAAUAAAGAGUGUCCGUUUUUACACAUAGAUCCUGAGAGUAAAAUCAAGGAUUGUCCUUGGUAUGACCGUGGGUUUUGUCGACAUGGGCCCCACUGUCGUCACAGACACGUGCGCAGGGUUUUGUGUACGAAUUACUUGGCCGGCUUUUGCCCCGAAGGGCCAAACUGCAAGUAUGUGCACCCAAGGUUUGAGUUGCCUGCGCCCCCUGAUCAGGUGCAGAAGGACAAGAAAGCCACUCCUGUUAUUAUUUGUCACUUCUGUAACGAACAUGGACACAAGGCGAUACAUUGUAAUAAGAUGAAUAGUGAUAACAGAGACGCCUUAAAUGACGAGAAUCGAAAACAGAAUGAUCAUUAUGAGCCUCAGAACUCUUAUUUGCAGAAGAUGUUGCCUAAGAAGCUGGAAGACGUUACUUGUUACAAAUGUGGUACAAAGGGGCAUUACGCAAAUCGGUGCCCUAAAGGGCACUUGGCGUUUUUGUCACAGGCCAAGAGCAAUCAGGAUGGACAAGGUGAUCAAUAAGAGUGGUGAUCGUUUUUAAAUAAUAUUUAAAGUUAUUCAAACUAUUGUAUUUAUUCUAUAGAAAAAUAAACAACAAUUUUUACGAGUAGA